AUGGCGGAUAGCGACGAUUCUUCAAGGCCCCAGUUUGGUAAUCGUUUUCUCUCCGAUCCGAGCAAGGUUUUUGAACAUAAUGCCUGGUAAGAUAUUGAUAGACCUUAAAUAUUCCUUAUAUCUAGUAUAUCGGGUUUUGUGGUGAUCGAUGUACACCAAAACGGUUAUUAACUUGAGAGAUGACCUUCUUUCUCAUUCAACCAUUUUGAACCGCGAAGUGGUAACGUGCGAGAAGGAUGGAAAAAUAUAGUCAUCAGUUAUAAUUAAAUAAAAAGGAAAAGAUCAUUGCACAUGGUUGGCACUAGAGCUAAUCACUCAUUCAUAUAUUUCAGAUUUAUUUGGCCGUAAUACGUUUAGCCUUGUUCCAGGCGUUCAGAUAGUUGGGCGCAGGCGAAAAAUUGACAAGCCCUCGGUUGUUCAAACGUUGGUUAGCGCUAUCCACUGGUUAAAUCACUAUCCAGUGGAUAACACAAUUGGUUUUCGCAAUACUUAUCCACUGGAUAGCGAUUUAUCCGGUGGAUAGUGCUAUCCAACAUUUGAACAACCAGGGCCAGGAAAAGAGACGGCGAAAAGGGGGUCUCCCCUCAUUUUUUCCUUGUUUUCGUUUUGCGCUCGCCGCGUAAGACUCCCUCCCCACCAAUCUGAAUGCCUGUAGUGGGCUAUAUUUGGCAUUUGACAUGGGGUUUAAUGAUUCCGUUUCUUAGGCAAACCCCCAAAGAGGACUGAUUGAGAAGUUUGUUAGAAUCAUACUAUUUUAGUAAACAAACAAACAAGCAAAACCUAGCAAAAAAACUCCGAUCCAAAUUUGUCGUCUAGAACAGUUACACAUUUGUGUAUUUCUCUUUCACUUUUUUUUUUCAGUUCACACCACCAAGAAAUGAAACCAACAGUCUAUAUUCCAUUACAUGUUUAUUUUUGUUUUGUUUGAAUGUUUGUUAUAUUUAGGGACAGUGUGGAAUGGGAUACUGAACAGGAGCAAGAUGCACAACAAAAGAUAAAUGAAAAUUCCAGAGUUAAACUUGGAGAAGAUCAACAAAGUAUUUUACUUUCAUAGCUGUAUUGUGUUGAUGUGAUAAAAAAAAAAUUAAACUGCUUAAAGUAUUCAUACCCCAAGAGCAGGGGAUAUGUGAAGGGCUCCCAUAUGAAAUGGGCAUUGAUACUAGAAACUCAUUUACGAAUGUUUAUUGCAGCUUUUAGUAUUACUUAGGAGACUGAGAACUUCCCUCCAAUUUUUUGAUGACCCUCCAGGGGAACUGGUUUUCAUGUCAUUGGUAAAAUUCAUUCUACAGGAAAAGGAGCCUUGUCACAAAAUUAAUUUUAUCAAAAUUCACACACUGGAAACUGCCACCAAAUUCUUUUUGUCUGUAGCUUUUGAUAUAAUUCUUGGGGGACAAAGUUCCAUUGACAAUAAAGAAGUGUAGUUUUGGCAAUAUUUACAAAAUGUACUGGACAGCAGCUGUAACGCAGCCAGCCCUUUAAACCAGAGAACAGAUUUGUUUCUGAGCCCAAACAGGAGACAACGACCUUGUUUCCGUGGCAGAGAGAACCCUGGGAACAAAAUUGAGGAGUCGACAAAGGAAUUCCUGGUUAUAACCUGAGAAUGGCUUUUGUCUACACUAUGAUCGACAAUAUUCCUAAAACAAAACAGUGGCUAAAUUUUGAAAGAGAGGUAGCUCUCACAGUUCCCUCUUUUACAAUUAUUUCAAAUAGCAUGAUUUGAGAUUUUUUGGACAGCGCUCAAAACAAAUUUGGACUGUUGCCAGCCGGUUGAUUGGCCAAAGAAAUUUUAGGUCGGUCAUGUCUUUUUUCUGUCCAGUCAAAAUGUUAAAAGUGGAAAGUUUAAGCUUCACAGCAAAUGCCAGAUUCAAGUUGAGAAUUUCUCAAAAUAGAAGAUGAGCAGAAAAAAAAUGGUUCAAAGCAAUUCUUAUGGAUAUAAAAUUGCAUGAAACUAUUAAUUUAUAUGUAGAAAUAAUAAACAGGAAACAACAAUUUAUUAAAGGGGACACUUGGUCACAUGGUACAAAUUUGUGUUUGCCGUUUGACGUAAACGUGAAACUUAACCUCUCUAAUAACACGAUAAUAACUGGAACAUACUUAGCUUUAAAGCAAAAACAUUAAGGGGAAAAGGAUGAUUGUACUCUUGAAAUUUAAUGGUGUAAAAAUAUAUCUUUUUUACAGUCACUUACACUGUAUUCGUUUCCUGUCAAAAUGACUGGCAAACCGAAUGUUUGUCCAGACAAAUGGUCAUUUUGGCCAUACAUUGUCUGUUGACAUCUUGAGAGUACAUGCCGUGAGAGUAAAUCAAAAUGGACUAUGUCGUCAUGUGUGAGGGCUGGAUGGAUGUUAAAGAUCUUAAACCAGAACUUUAAUACUAAUGUCUCAUUUGGGGCACAAUGUUGGGUUAAGGAAGGGAUAGGUGCAUGGGCAGUUUGCCAGAAUCUUGUACUGAUUCUGAUAUUUUCUACCUCUAAUUCAACUUUCAGAAUUGUAUGAGGAGAAAGCAGAUUGUUUCUGGAAUGAAUUUUACAUGCAACAUCAAAACAGGUUCAUGUAGUUUAGAGUGGUGAAAUGAAAAUUGAAAAUUUAAGAAUAAUAAUUUGAAAUGAUAUUUUAGCCCUGCCAAGUAAUAAUAAUAAUCAAAGAUAUCUUACGUGAAACAAGUAACUCAUCAUGUAUCAUUAUUUGGUUAAUAAUAAAUAUAAUAGAUUAUUGCUAAUUAUUUUGUAGCCAAAAAAUUAAUAGUUAUCCACAGUUGGAAGCACAGGUCCUACAGCUCCCCUUUAGGUAGCCUGUUUCUUUUUUCUUUAUCCUUUUUUUUUCAAAAAAAAUUAAAAUAAAUGAAUUAACAAUUAAUGAAUGAGGCUGAGUAUCUUAUGAAGAAUUAUGGAGAUUGAGGAGAGUGUUAUCCAUCGAGGCCGUAGGCCAAGGCGGAUAACACCCUUCAAGAUCUCCAUAAUUAUUCAUAUGAUACGAAAGUCGAAUUCAAUAAUUGUUUUAUUAUUGAUUCAAAAUAAUUCCUAGUUCAAAAACAUGGCUAAAACAUGCUUACCUCCAUCAAUCCAUCGAUGUUAUGUUCAUCCUCGGUAGUGCACAUUUAGGUUUGUCCAGCUCCGCAAAUAUUCUCCAAAUAGCAGAUGUCGCCCUUCGAGUUGUCUUCUUGCUGUAAUUGCCAUGUUUUUAGCUAUUUUUUCGCCUAGUUCUUACUCUUAAAACAAGUGAAAUGUCUGCCAUUUUUUGUUUUCACAACCAAAACCAACCUCAACCUCUUCUCGGUUGACGGUGCCUUAACCUGCACGAGCGCUGCAUUUUUGACGUCAUUUCCUCGUUAAACACAAAAUUCUUCCAAAUUUGGUCAUCAGUAACUGGUUAUGGUGAAUUAUGCAUGUGCUUUUAGCCAAUCAGAAUCGGGGAAAUAUUGUGAAUGAAUAAUAAGGCGUAUUAUUUGACAGAUGAUGAAUGUUUUUUCUUUUGUCAAUAAAGGUUUUUCAAAGACCGUCACUGGUUAUUCACAGAAUUUCCAGAAUUAUCAGGACCAAACUCCGUAAAACCACAACCUGAACAUGAACAGACAACAAAUUCUCUGGGAUCAAGAUAUGAAGAAGCUUUAAGAUCAAAGCCUAGCUCAGAUGAUACUCCACUACAACAAGAAACAAAUCUCCUGGCAGUAAAAAACAAUGAGGCUUUGUCACCACACUCUGUAAAGCCUCAACAUCUAGAGAAAACAAAUCUUCAGGCCAUAGGACACGAGAAGGCUUUAACAAAGGAGACUCAUUUAUCUAACUUCUUAGAGAACUUGAAUGUCUCAAAUAGCUCUAAGAAUGUGGCUGCUAAUUCUUUGACAAUGGGAGAUGGUUGUAAGGAAUUUGAUAAUACUCGAUGCUGUGCAAGUGUGAAACAGAAUUCUUCAACCACCAUCUUGAAGGAUAAUGGUACUGAAAGUGAAAGACAUUGUGCUGAAGUUUAUCCUGGACAUAAGACAAAGAAACGGAUUCUGGAGGUGAAGAAAUUGAUGGAGUGUUUCCUCUUAAAUAUGUAUGAGUUUUUUUUUCUAUUUCUAAUCUCAUGUUUAAUUUUCAUGAAGGGAAAGCAAAGGAGUUGAGGGAUGUUAGAAAUGUGACCCUCAUAACAAGUAGUAAUUAUGUACACAAUUAUAUUAAAUUUGGUCAUGGUUUCAAUUCUUACAUGAUAUGAGAUGGUUUUUAGGCAACUGAGAACAUAUGUGGUUUAUCACAUGCAAGCAACCAAGAAUGCAUGUGAUAUUGUUUGAUUUUGAGGCAAUGAAGAAUGUGUCUUAUUUUUGAAGAAGGAUUUUUUUUAUUAAUUUUUUUAGGUUGGUUGUGGUGUUGGGAACACUGUCUUUCCAAUCUUGGAAGCAAACAAGUAAGUUUUUAGUAAGGGGAUAAAGGAGUAUUCCGCAAUUCGUUGUGUGACUAUAACAGAGUAGAGCCUCCAUGUGUGACCACCUUCCUCUUAUAAGUAACCAUAAAGAAAAAAUACCAAAAUCAGAAUUCCCAGUGAAAAGUACUAUUCAGUCAAAUGUCAUAAGCAACCACCUCAGGAGUCCAUGAAAGUGGUUGCACAAGGCAAACUCGUGACUAAAAUCCUUCCUUUUUAUAAUGUUUUCUAUAGCGUGUUCAAUUUUUCUGCUGUGAAAUUCAAAAUUAAUGCUUACUUUUUACGCCAAAAUUUAGGAGUAAUUUACCACCUGUGAUAUCCUGAAACCUUAUAGCACUUUGCAAUGUUCCAGUUAAUUGUUUCAAGUGGAGGGUCAUGUAGACCAUCUGAGGGGUCACCCAGAUCACAUGCUAAUUUUUUUUGUUUUAUUUGUCUUAACAUUUCAAUCAUUGGGUCAGGAAGCCUUCUUUGUCAGGUCAUUGACCUAAGACCCAUCUCUUGUCUGUAACACUGAAUUUGUAAGACGUAAUUAACGUUAUCUGCUUGAAAUAAAUGAAUUUGAUUAAAACGAUUGCAUUUUAAAAGCAAUCCUUUAUUUUUCAGUGAUCCAGAUUUAUUUGUUUACUGCUGUGAUUUUUCUUCAAAAGCGAUUAAUUUAGUGAAGGUGAGUUGAACAUGUAGAGUGAAGAGCCUUAGUAUUUUAAGUUACUAGUUGAUGUAAUGAAUGUUGGAGUCUUGGUACUGCAUGUCUUGUUGUUGAAACUGUGUGAUGUUUAGGCAACCUUUCAAGAACAUCAUCAUAGUCAUGUUUGCAUUGACAAGUAACCUCAAAACCUCUGAGAAUAAGGCUAGAGUAAUAUACCAACUGUUGUAGUUCAAAAUUAAAAUCCGAGAUUAAAAUCUUUGAUCUUGUUUGGCUCUCAACAUAGCUGAACCCCAACCUAAAUAAGCUGGAAAAUCAAACUAGCUUGAAAUGCAACAUAAAUCUCUGUAGCAAGUAUUUUUCUUCCUAUCACAGGCUUAAUAAUAAUAAUAAUAAUAAUAAUAAUGAUAAUAAUAAUAAUAAAUAAUUAAGAAUAAUAAUUAUUUUUAUUCUGUGAGCCUGUAAAUUCCAGGAUUUCUAAUGAUGUUAUGGUUCCAUUGAUGUUAAUGGUACAUGUAUUUUCUCUAUUUUCUUCCUUUGUUUCAAACUGUUUUUAGUACAGUGCUUAAAAUGAAAACAUAUAUAGGAAAAUAACAUUUUUAUCAGGGAAACAUUUUUAAAGAUAUGUUGAAGGAUUACAAAUUUUCUUUGGAAAUGGUCAUUCCCCAUGCAUACUUCAGACUUCCCUUGUAUAACAAAUUUUAGCUGCUAAAACUUCAUUCUAAGUUUAAUGUCCACAAAAUAGGUAAGUGAGAUUUGAUCAAAAAUAAAACUUCCAAGAACCAGACUUGUCCCUCAAAGUUCAUAACUUUCAGUGCUGUAUCUCCAGGCUGGGGUCAAUCACCCAUCACUUUAAAACUACUGCAAAUUAUUGAAAUUAAAUUAAAUUGAGUAGAUACUCCCUAGCCUGAAUAUUAGCCAUCUCUUUGAGUUGCAAACUCUAAAUCAACAGCUGCUAAAGCUGUCCAGUGACAUUUACUACUACAACUAACUAACCUUUUGCUUUAGAGAAGUUUGUGACUCAAGUAGGUGGCUGAAAUUCUGGCUAGUUAUUGCUGUGAGAACAAACAAUCUAAUCAUUUUAUUUGAUUUCUUGGUAGGAACAUCCAGAUUAUAGUAGUGAGAGGUGUCAUGCCUUUGUGUGUGAUGUAACAGACAGCACAUUUGUUUUCCCAUUUCCUGAUGGCAGUCUUGACAUUGUCAUCUUGAUUUUUGUACUUUCAGCUGUUCACCCAGACAAGUAAGUAAAACUUCUUUGUUACAGAGAUGAUACAUGUAAGAAAUGAAUUUGUUCUGGUAAUGAACUUAGCAAAUAAUUACGCCAUGCUGGGUAUCAAUUUUGUUCUCAUCAUCAAAAUUAUUAUUACAUUUAGUUUUUCUUAUUUUUCUUUCUUGUCCACUUCACCUUCCGCAUUGAUUAGCUUAAGCAAACUGCGGGUUGCAUCAAAUAUUUUCUUUUUCCUUUUCAGUCUUAUUGUAUCACUAUAAUUUAUAACUUGUAAACUAUUUCACAUGCAAUAAGUUGUUGUUGUUGUUGUCAAUGUGUAAAAUCAAGAAAGCAAGUGCUGAUAACGAUUGUUGCAGCUUCCAAUUCAAAAGUCUUACCCUGUGUUUUUCAAUCUAACAAAUGUUUUAUUUAUUUGUUUAUUCCUUUUUUUUUUUUCAGAAUGCAAGAUGUAAUUUACAGACUCUCUAAGGUUGGUUAUUGUGGUCCCCUUUUUUUAAAAAUUUAAUAUUAAAAACAAACAAAGCCCCUACCAUUUUGCACAAGUUCUUAGUACCUAUAAUCAUAACUGAACAAGUACAGUAAAAUCCUGCUUGAUGGGCACCCACUUACUACGGACACCUUAUUAUGACGGACAGUUUGCUUUGUCCCAGGAAAAGAAAGCCUUUACUUUUUCUCUAAAUUCAACCCGCUUAAUAUGGACACCCCGUUAUUAAAUACAAGCGGGGUUUGACUGUGUCAGUUUCCAGCUGUUACAGUUUGGUUUUGUUUUUUCAGCUUCUAAAGCCAGGCGGGCUGAUUCUGUUUAGAGACUAUGGUCGAUUUGAUAUGGCACAGCUCAGAUUUAAAAAAGGUAGUUCUUCUUUUUUCCUUUUCAGAGGCACCCAACGAGAAUAUAGUUCAAAACCACUUAAACGUAGCAUUGUUAAACGUAUUUUAGUAUUUAAACAGUAGAUAUAGAUGUAGUUUAUCCCCUAAAAAUUUUUCAUCUGUUCGGAUUUCCUAGCUGAAAGUCUAGUGAUCCGAAAAUUAUAGGGAUCAAAAAUAACCUUUUCGAAAAUUUCUGCCAGAAAAAGGUUCCCGAAAAUUCUAGGUGAUCUUUCUAGGGUAAAAAUCCGUUAAAAUGGGCAAUUGUAGCAUUUUUUAGAUGUUCGACAAUCCUAGGAAUGGCAGGCAAGCAGGAAAUUUGAGAACAAAUGUUCCGAAAAUUCUAGAUCUCAAAUCGUCUUCCGAACAGAUAUGUUCCGAAAAUUAACGUUGGGUGCCCCUGUAUUUUGUUCUUGCAGAUUAAUAAUAAUAAUAAAACUUUUUGUUUAUUGAGGGUAGCAUGUAAUAUCUCUCGAUAAUCUACCCAUGGCCCUCAGAAAAAAAAUUAAAAUAAAAAACACAAUAAUCAAUCAAAAAGCUAUGAUACAUAGGUGAGAAUUUAAAGAUAAACUAACUAAGGAAUUGCUAAGGAUUGUUCAUUACAAUUUGCAAACUUCAAUUCGCUUAAGUUUGUUUUCGAAAGACGUCAAGGUAGAGCAGUCUUUCAACUCCUCAGGAAGUCUGUUCCACAAACUUGCAGGACUGAACAUAAUUGACUGUUGUCCGUAUGACUGUUUAAUUCUGGGCAACUUUAAAUUUCUUUUGCUGUUUCUUGUUUCCUGGCAUAGACUGCGCUGAAUCUUAAAAACUUCUAGGCAAUGUAGUUGGGCAGCAGACCAUUUAAGAAGCGCGCUGCUAAAAUAAUUAUAAUGGAUGCUCCCUGGGACGCUCCUUCUACGGCUCUUCUCAGCGAACUUAAUAUUAGGGCCAUUUAUACGAGGAAAAAUAAGACGCGUCUUUCAUUAGACGCGUCCGAAAUAAGACUCAAACUAUCCCGUAUAAACGGCACAUUUCGUUUGAAAUUUAGCUAAGACGCGUCUUAUCUAAGAACUGCCCCUAACACCUGUUCUUCGAUAAGACGCGUCUUUGCUAAGUCGCUUCUUAAUGUGCCGUUUAUACGGGAUAGUUUUCGUCAUAUUUAGGACGCGUCUAAUGAAAGACGCGUCUUAUUUUUCCUCAUAUAAAUGGCCCUAAUAUUAAGUUCGCUGAGGAGAGCCGUAGAAAGAGCGUCCCAGGGAGUAUCAUCCAUUAUAAUUAUUCUAGCAGCGCGCUUUUGAAGGCGGAUCAUGGUAUUGGAAUGACUAAUGAAACUGUCACCCCAGCUUUGACAUGGUGUUACUGUCUAUUUUGCACAAAUACUGGCAAGGCUAGUGUAGUAGAGGAUAUUACAUGGCCACUUGGAGAUACGAAAUUUCUCUUUGAGUGUUGAAAAUAUUAAUAUUUGAACAUGAGAAAAUUUCGUUUCUCCAAGUGCCCAUGUAGUGUGUACUGUUUCAUAUAUAAACACCAAUGAAAUACCAAACCAUUUUACUUGGAUAUUUUUUUCCUGCAAAAGGCGCGAUUUAUUAUGUAGCACUAGCAAUGGUGAUCUUUGUUUUCGCGGGAAAGCUGACCUAGUAAUACAGUUAUUACAUAAUAUACGAUAAAUUUUGUAAACACUCACGAAUAAAAAAAAAACUAAAAUCAAAUUUUAGUUUUUCAUCUUCUCACUUGAUAAGGAUGUCAUGGCAACAUCGAAAUGUUGUAUAAAACUCUUUCCGCUAAUUCUUAUCCUUAAGUUAUAUAAUAAUAAGACAUAUUUUGAUAUGAUAUUAAAAUAGGAUUGACUGGUUUCAUAAAAACUACUGAUUUUUCUCUUUUGAUGCUAUUGUUGAAAUCCUGCUUUGGACUGACAAAACAUUUAUAACAGGUGUGAAACAAGAAAUAACCUGAAUCAAAAAAUAUGAGCAGAAACCCAAGGACAAAUUCCUCGGAAAAUUUACUCAUCUGCAAUGAAACAGACAGAGUAACAUCGGGAAAUAAAGUAGUUAAACGAAGGCUGGAACUCACAACCUCACAAGUUGAAAUAUUAUAAUCACAGUCGGUAAAUUGCUAUUAAUUUCCUUUUACUACAACAUGAGAAAUUUCUGCAAUUUGAUUGGCUUAGAGCAGUGGUAUUUCAGCUUAAUUUGAAAUACCUACAUGUGAAAAUUACAAACCUUCUACGGGUAGUAGUAUAAACAAUCAAUAGCAUGAUUUGUAGGUGAUAUUUGGCAUAAAUACCACUCGUGGUAUUUACGCCAAAUGUCACUCGGUCUGGAUUUCAUACAAGGUGCCUGUACUGAGUCUCUAGACGGUCAACACCAAGGAGCCAUUACUCACCCUCCCCACCCAUGAAGCUUAUGACUCGUCAAUCACUUCCCCCAAGCUCUGCUAGCAGUGUUAUGAUUAUGAGUCACCGCAUUGAUUUCAGCUAGCACCUAGCAAGACCCCAAGCCCCCUGGUUUUUUUCGGCUACACUGGCUUGAACACGGGCGAUGCCCGUGUUCAAGCGAAAACUUAGCGGGCACCUUUUAGCAAAAUCACACAGACAACAAAUCAUGUUGUUAUAUAUUCCUAGACUUUCACUCAACUAAACAGGGACUGCCAUUGGUUGAUUCUUGGUCACGUGGCCUUGACUAAAAUCAAAUGUAUCCCGAUCGUGAUACAUUAAACAAUGUAUACCGCUCGGGAUACAUUGCAGCACGUGAUCAAAGCAUGGUGGAAAGUGGUGUGACAGAAGGCGGGAAAAACACUGCCAGGUCCUGCCAGUUUUCUUUUUCGUGAAUGAACACAACAACACAAAAACGAAGCCUCAAGCUAAAAGCAACGAUUUUUAAAGUUAUCCCAGAAGUUCCCGGAAGAAAAACAGCAGCUAGUGGAGGAAAAAGAUGCAGAUAAUAUGAGGAAAGUACUUUUGUUUGUAAAUCAUUCAUUCAGUGGUUUUGAGAAUUAAAUUUGUGUUGUUAUAAGUACCGAGUCGACUGUUUUGGUUCGCUCCGGUUAUUCUUUUGUUGCUGUUGAAGUGAAAGGCUAGAAGUAUAACAAAACACUUAAUGUCAGGUCCCUCGGGAAACCAGUUAGUUUUGUUUUCCCUCGAGUCCUGAUGUUUCCCUCGACUUCGUCUCGGGAAACAUCAGGACUCUUGGGAAAACAAAACUAACUGUUUCCCUCGGGAUCUGACAUUAAGUGUAUACUAUUACCUAUACAAAUUUUUCAUUUUGUGAAGUGUUGAAAAACGAAUGAUUGCAUUUGAAUGGUCACAUCAUAGGAUUUCAUCUGCAGACUCAAAAGUCAGAACCACCUUCACGACUCGGCGAUCAUUGGACAGUUUGGGGUCAAAUUAAGUUACAUCUAGUUUUGGAACUUUUUCCUGCCAAUUCUUAGCGGGCAACAUUGCAAAUACACCCAACUCUCUCGUAAGCUACCACUUCGUAAGUUUCUUAAACGAUCGCGACCACUUUUUAAACCAGAAAUUCGAAACUUGAUACUCUUUUGUCAGGGUUUUUUGUUUCUCGUAAGCGUCCACCCGGUAUCAACACGUAUGAUUGUAAGAAAACCAUUGCUUGAAUGUCACAAAAGUUUACUUUUUAAAAGCACUGACUUAGUGCGUACCAAGCGUGCUAACAGAUUAUAGCGGUUUAUCGCUGUAAUAUGAUCCAUAGGUAAAACGGUGGAUUGUAACAUUGAUGCAAAAUGUUUUGUACGAAGUCUCAACAGUUCCAAGCGCUAUUCGAUGGGAAACAUUAUUGCCAGUUGUCUGUUUGCCUAAGUUUUAGCUUGUUAGGUAAUAACUUUACGUGAUUACGUUAAUAAGUUCAGUUUGAGCUUAGUUUAUUGAUUUUUCCGCCCACUUUGUCGUGCACCAAGGAUGGUCGCUUUCGACAGAGUUGUCUGUAGCUAUAACGUCAGAGUGUAAAAUGCCCUGUGAACGUUAACCGCUACUUCGUUUACAUAUCUGAUUCACGGGAGACGAAAUUAACCGUUUAAAAGUCAGUUAAAGGAGCAGUGUCACGAAAUUUACCAAAAUUCAAACAGUGGGAACAGCCACAAAUUUGAUUGAAACGUUAAAAUAACCGCCCAAAAAGUUCCAAGAAGGUAUAAAAAACACUGCAAAUACUAAAGACGGCGCGGAUGGACAAACGUGAAGAAGAUUGAAACGGAUUGCCAUUGUGGUUUUUGAAAAGUUGUUAGCCUAACAGUUCUUCAAAGUUCACUUUUGUUGUUUUGAAAGUUUGAAAUAAUGCUUGGGAGACAUAUUUGUUUGACAUGAAGCUAUGAUUUUAUCAUUCACAAGUAAUUUCUCAACUCUUAUGCUGAAAAUGGGCGCGAAAUUGGGGUUGUAAACAAAAUGAACUAAACAGUCCCUUUAAAUCAAAAUAACUGCAACUUAUUUUAGAGGAACGUAAGAGAGAAGCAGAAAUGCCAGAAAAGGAGCACGCGUAUGGCCAUAACUGAGGAAGAUUAAACGGAUUGCCUGAAUCUAGCGGACCGAAGCCUGCUGUUUUCAAGUUUGUCUCAGUUUAUCACAAUGAUCUCAAUGAUUUAUAACUUUUGAUAAACCUCUUUUCUCGUUAUAAGGCAUUUUGUUAACAAAAGGCGUUUCUUUCGGAGUUCGAUUGUACUUAACUUUUAGCUCUUGUUAGUUUUGUUUUUUUUCUCUUCCAUAAAAUUGUCCCUUUUUCAUUUUUUUUUUUUCAGGUAAAUGCUUAGCAGAAAAUUUCUACGUCCGUGGAGAUGGAACAAGGGUGUACUUCUUUACACAAGGUAGUAUUUUGAUGUGA
Molecule: messenger RNA, 11932 nt
Organism: Porites evermanni
Lineage: Eukaryota; Metazoa; Cnidaria; Anthozoa; Scleractinia; Poritidae
Source: the annotation of a GenBank genome assembly